Thunnus maccoyii (southern bluefin tuna) is the source of this 917-nucleotide messenger RNA. RefSeq names its product parkin coregulated gene protein homolog. The transcript has a single exon. Gene Ontology annotation, cellular component: neuron projection; vesicle; cytosol. Bases 141 to 839 code for a protein of 232 amino acids. The record is from RefSeq and is a predicted model, not a curated record. Gene Ontology annotation, molecular function: Hsp70 protein binding; Hsp90 protein binding. Lineage: Eukaryota; Metazoa; Chordata; Actinopteri; Scombriformes; Scombridae.
CCUUGACACCAGUGAUAGCAACCAUUACAAAAAACAACAGGCAUCACGUUUUGAGAGUCACACAAAUAUUAAUUAUCAAUAUUGCUCUUUGUUUUCGGUUUGGAUUUGCCACAUUGUUUAACAAGAGAAGGCCUGUGAAUAUGUUGAGAAGAAGAGAAGUUGAGAAGAAGAAGCUAAAAGCCCAAGGCUUCACCAUGAAGGCCACCAUGAAGAACACCGUGGUUGAAGGUCCCCCGGCUGCAGGGGCUUUUUGGGAGCGCCCUUCCAAACCAACAACCUUUCGCUCGUUCUAUGAGCGUGGAGAGCUGCCACUGGCACUGCAGCAUAAACCAGCACGCAACCGCGUUGUAUGGAAGGUCGAGAUUGAGAAGCUGGACUACCACCACUACUUGCCUCUCUUCUUUGAUGGCUUAUGUGAGACUGUUCAUCCAUAUGAGUUCUUUGCACGCCAGGGAGUCCAUGACCUGCUGGAGCACGGAGGCCUCAAGAUCCUGCCUGUCAUCCCGCAGCUCAUCGUUCCCCUCAGGAAUGCUUUGAACACAAGGAACCGUCAGGUGAUGGCCACCACCCUGAAAGUCUUGCAGCAUCUGGUAAUGUCUGCAGACAAGGUGGGAGAGGCUCUGGUGCCAUACUACAGACAGAUCCUCCCCAUUUUCAACAUCUUCAAGAACAUGAAUAUAAACUGUGGAGAUGGCAUUGAAUACAGCCAGCGUAAAAGGGAGAACAUUGGUGACCUGAUCCAGGAGACUCUGGAGAUGUUUGAGCGUUUCGGAGGGAAGGAUGCCUUCAUAAACAUUAAAUACAUGGUGCCCACCUACCAGUCCUGCAUGAUCAGCUGAGGGAGCUGUCAGAUCAACGAAGCACAGACUUUAAGCUUUUUCAGUUGGAUUGAAUAAAUGAUGAAAUGUUGCAUUUAA